AUGCAAGAUAUCGAUGGUAUCUUUGCUUUUCGAUUUUUUAUCCGUGAUAUAUAUAAUCAACUGUGUUAUCAUCGAUGUGCCACGGCUGUGAGGGUCUACAGAGGACAGCAGAUUUCUGAAGUCGAAUUAAAAGUAUUCGAAAAAUGUGUCGGACAAUUGGUUUCUUUCAAGCCGUUUUACUCAACUAGUCGUAAUCGAGAAGUUGCUGAGAAGUUCGCACAUAGUGGUGGUGGCAACGGUACCUCUCUAUGCUCAGUCUUGUUUGAAAUCGAAGCUGAUCCUCGUCGCACAACAACGAAACCGUUUGCCGACAUUAGUGUAUUCAGUGACUUUAAAGACGAAGCUGAAGUACUUUUCAUGUGUGGCUCCAUUUUUCGUAUACUCAACGUUAGCCGUGGCCAAAACGGACUUCACAUCGUUAGAUUACAGCUAUGCUCUGAUGACGAUCAUGAACUUAAGAAACUCUUCGAAUACAUGAAUAAACAAAAUGUCAGUUGGGAUGGUAUACUUGCUUUUGGUAACUUGCUUUUACAAAUGGGCAAACUCGAUGAUGCCGAAAAAUAUUAUCGCAUUGGACUAACACAGCUUGGUUUUAAUCAUAUCAAUAUCGUCUACUACUAUCAUGGGCUUGGUAUUGUGCACAAGGAAAAAGGUGAUUACGCGGCAAGUUUCGAAUGCCUCCAAAAGUCACUUGAAUUAUACAAGAACAUGGAAAAUCAUAGUUCAGUUGCCAUCGUCUAUAACAAUAUUGCAACCUUGCAUUUCAACAAAUCUGAUUACAAACAGGCUCUUGACUCGUACAACAUGGCAUUAGAGAUUUACAGAACACAAAACAAUGUGGAUCAUCAAGACAUUGCUAUGUGUUACAAUAACGUGGGGGCUGUCUAUUAUGAACAGAAAAAAUAUUUAGAAGCUCUUGAAUACUAUCAAAAAGCAUUGACGAUCUUGGAGAAAAUACUUCCGGUCGAUCAUCCUCAGUUAGGAGGAUAUUACAAUAAUAUCGGAGAUGUUCAUCUUAAUCUUGGUCACGAUGUUUACGCAUUUGAAUAUUAUCGUUUAGCGCUUAGUAUCAAGGAGAAAACCUUACCUGCCAAACAUCCUAGCACUGCAACAACACAUCAGAGCAUUGGCCUUGCUCACGAAUACAGUGGUGAUCUAAAACAGGCACUUAAACAUUUUGAAAUAGCAGCAGCUAUUUAUAGUGAUUGUUUGCCUGAAAAACAUGUCAAUGUUGUGGAAAUCAAAAAGCACAUAUUGCGUGUUACCACAGCUAUUGGCGAAAAAAAAUCUCCUUAG
Rotaria socialis is the source of this 1296-nucleotide messenger RNA. The record is from the annotation of a GenBank genome assembly. Lineage: Eukaryota; Metazoa; Rotifera; Eurotatoria; Philodinida; Philodinidae.